CUCUCUGUUCUAGAUUGUUCCUAGAUUUUAUUCUCUGUUCUUCGUUUUGUCUUAAUCUAAGUCUCAGACGUUCUGAUUUAGUAAGAGUCGCAACUUCGUCGGUGUGAUCUUUUGUCGGGGAAUCCUGUUUUUGGUUCUCAGGUGUAUCCAUUCUGCUCCCAAUUUAUAACCAUGAGCGUGUGCUUAUUUUAUUCGGGAAAAUUGGUUCCUACGGCACCAAUAGAUUCCUGAUGCAGUGAUCAGACCAUGAUGUGAACUAGCUUCGUAGUAUAAUGCUUUGAUGGAGCGUGAAUUGCGAAUGAACUUUGCUUUUGCAUGUUUACAGCUGCUCUUGCCUGCAAGAACUUGGGUCUUGAGAAGGCAUGUUAGUCUGAAUGGUGUGGGUCAGAUUUCUAUUUGGGGGUCUGUCAAUAUUGUUAUGUAGAUGUGAUUGGGCUAUCACCAACGACGGAUGUUUCUUGAUCUGAAAUCGUGGGAUGCUGUUCCGCUUGUAACCGGUAUCUGUAUCUCAUUUGGAUGUUAAGAGUUCAAUGACACAUAAGUUGUGUUGAGGAUGGACUGCCGUGUGGAAUACAGUAAGGGAUAUUUUGCCUGAGGGUUCCGGCUUUGUCAAAGAAAGGUUAUAGUUGUCAAUCGGCACAAUUGAUUAGCAAUUGGUGAUGGAUGAUGGGUGGUAAUGCUUGCAUGAGGGAAGAAUGCCUCACAAAGUCCAGAACUUGGGUUGAGUAACCAUGGUAUACAUCGAUGAUUGGGAUUUGAGUGCUAUGGGUGGCACCAUGUAUGGCGAGGAAUGAAGAUGAGACCUACAGAGUCGUAAUUUCAUGUGAUGUAGUGCUCCGGUUUUUUUGUUACCGGUGUUUUGCGGAUGGAUCUGAAGAAGAGAAAGGAGCACUUAAUUUUUGAACUUUGUUCUCUGCUAAUAUAUUCUUUUGCAUUCCCUUAGCAGCUCUCCUCAUGAAACUUUGUUUGACCUGGUAACUGGUCGGAUUCCUGCUGACUUGAUAAAUUGUGUGAAGUGUAGCUGAUUCAGAAUGAGAUUUUGCUUACCAUGAGGAUUUCUGCUGGAUCUUUUUCUCCAGGACAUAGAACUCGAGCAGCUUCUAGUUCUCCUGCCCGUCAUGUAAAUAGAGAUCACCGACAUGGCUCUGAUCUUGAUCAUUCUGGAGGUGCACCUCGUGGUCGUGAGUUCAGCAGUAGAAGGGAAGCCUCUGGGAGAUACAGAGAUCAUUCACCAUCCUAUGUCAGAGGUGGAGCUGGUGCCCGUCCUAAUGGCAGAGGUUUGGAUGGGCCUGAGCCUGGACUCAGACCUUUUAGAAGUGAUGGAAUGAACAGGAAUAAUAACCCUAAUGUGCGACCAAGAGAAGGCGAUUGGUUCUGUCCAGACCCACUAUGCAGAAACUUGAACUUUGCGAGAAGGGAGUACUGCAACAACUGCAAGAGGCAUCGCUAUGCACCUCUAGUUAGCCCUCCACCUCCUCCACGUAGGGACUAUCCCAUCUCAACACCCCCUCCCCGUGGCCUCUCGGGUAAUCCCUUGGAUCUCUCCCCAGGCUACAGGUCUCCUCCUCGCCGCUGGCCCAGGGAUCAUCCACCGAGACACGAUCAUCAUCCCGCAUGGAGAGACAGAGAGCGAGAACAAGAGAGGGUGCGUUACCCAGAUGAUGAUUACCUUAGCAGAAGGAGGCCACCAUUGGAUUGGAGCCAGGCUGAUCGCGGAAGAGACCUGUUCCUGAAACCUCACCACGAGAGGCGGCCUAUGCUCUCUCCUCCUCCACCGCUUCCCCCACCUCGUGGCAGUAGAUGGGGUCGCGAUGUUAGAGACAGGAGCAGGUCGCCGCCAAUGAGAGGCGGUCCGCUACCGCUGCCGAGGGACUACCGCCGUGACAGAGGACGGGACGAGCGGCGUGGCCCUGCAAGAGCCCGGUUUGGAAAUGCUUACUAAGACAUUUUUGGACUUGGGAGUUGAAACAUUGUAUUUGAAUUUUGUUAAACUGUCGGAAAAUUGCCCAGAGAGUUGGCUUUGUACCUUGUA
Molecule: messenger RNA, 2032 nt
Organism: Tarenaya hassleriana
Lineage: Eukaryota; Viridiplantae; Streptophyta; Magnoliopsida; Brassicales; Cleomaceae
Product: serine/arginine repetitive matrix protein 1
Exons: 3
Coding region: 1049-1942 (297 amino acids)
Biological process (GO): regulation of DNA-templated transcription
Cellular component (GO): nucleus
Molecular function (GO): transcription coregulator activity; RNA binding
Source: RefSeq, a predicted model, not a curated record